Messenger RNA from Physella acuta, 670 nucleotides. RefSeq lists its product as uncharacterized. The record is from RefSeq and is a predicted model, not a curated record. NCBI's taxonomy places the organism in Eukaryota, Metazoa, Mollusca, Gastropoda, Physidae.
CGAAACGCGAAACUUUUUUCAGACCUAAAUAAUCUCAAUCAUCUUGAUUAAGUUAAUAAGUUCAGGAAUAAUAAUAAUAAUAUAGAUCUAGAUCUAGUCCUAUUAAUAUUAAUCUAAAAUUGUAUGAUAGUAGAGAUCUAAAUAUACUAGAUGAUCAAGAUCUAGAUUAAAUAAAAUGAAUCAAUUUCGAUCUUGGAUAUUAGGAAAAAGUCCAGUUGGCGAAUUCGAUCAACAUGCAACCUUUCCGAACUACGACCCAAAGGAGAGUAAAAGUCUUCAAAGCCAAAUCAAUAAAACUGACUACCCCCCAAGUGUUCAUUUAGAUCUCAUCUCCUCUAGGAAUGUUUCGAAGGAUGGCAGCAACCAACUAGGCCUUCAACAAUCACAAGAAAAAACGAAUUCAUAUUUAUGGAAUUCAUUCUCAAAGAUAGUACCACUAGCUCCCGGAGAUUGCCUUGAAUGUAAAAUUGUUGGCAUUGGUGUGAUGAUGUUAAGUGGAUUCAUAAUACUUGCCUCAGCUGCAACAUCAAGAAAACGCAAUCUUUAUACAAGGGGAGCAAAUAAAAUCAUUUACUAUACACUUUGUGGUAGUUUAUUUCUUGGUUUUGAAACUAUAGCAGCAUGCAGGUUAUUUGACUGGGGUCCUUUUAAUAAAAAAAAUACAUAAACA